Molecule: messenger RNA, 669 nt
Organism: Brenthis ino (lesser marbled fritillary)
Lineage: Eukaryota; Metazoa; Arthropoda; Insecta; Lepidoptera; Nymphalidae
Source: the annotation of a GenBank genome assembly
AUGGAACCGCGAGUUGAAAAGGGUGUAAAAUAUGGCAAGAAUAAACUAUACGAUAGAUAUAACUCUAAGUCCUUUUUGGAUUUGAAAGAUAAAUCAGCAGUGAUCAUCCCUAUAUCUGAAAGCUGGAACCAGGACAUCACCAUGCCUAUAAUCCAGUCAUGCUGCUGCUGGCGAAGUCUCCGUCGAGGAUGCUACGCCUCAGCACUAUAUACGCUGAUUUACUUCUCCGUUACAAUUGUAACGAUGGGACACUUCAUAGAGGUAGAACAACGAUAUCUCAACGGCGACAUGACCGAGCCUGAAUCCGAAAGCUUUUUGGAGCCGGAGAAGAUCACCCCAAUUACGGUAUCUCUGAACAUUACUUUGCUGGCGUGUAGCACACUCGGACUCAUCGCUUGCGUGCUUCUUGUAUUUGGUGUGUACAAGGACAUCAAGUUUAUGCUUUUGCCAUGGGUUUUCGCCAUGGGACUGGAGACGACGGUGGAAGUUAUCAAUCUCAUCUAUUUGUUUUAUUUGCAAACUCUGAAUUUCAACCCGAUCACGUCGUUUCUCUUCACGCUGGACUUCUUCAUCAUCGUGUUGAACAUCUACGCGAUGAUUUGCGUCAUCUCCCAAUUUCAAGAGUACCUUGAAGGAAGGGGGACUGCGGCAUUCGAUUAUUCUGAUCGA